AUGUCCGAUACGGCUGAAGGCACUCGGGCGGCCGCGGCGCCCAAUGCCGUGGAUCGCUCUCCAUCGCCAACAAACAUCGCUAGGCAUGGUCACGAGCCGUCACGCAUUGCCCAACCUUCCACUUUCCUUCUUCCCCGAGGCCAAAAUCGCGCGAUGCAGGAUAAGCCGUUGAGCUCGGUGGACAGGGACCAGCUGAGCGGGUUGAAAGCAAUCCGCGAUUUCCUCAAGAAACGAACCAGUUACGACGUCCUUCCUCUCUCCUUCCGACUCAUCAUUCUCAAUACCGACCUUCUCGUCAAGAAGAGUUUGACCAUCCUCCUCCAAAACGGAAUCGUUUCUGCUCCUCUCUGGGAUUCGCAUACCUCGACUUUCGCUGGUCUCCUCACAACCUCCGAUUAUAUCAAUGUUGUCCAAUACUAUUGGCAAAAUCCAGAUGCCCUCAACCAGAUAGACCAGUUCCGACUGAGUAGCUUAAGAGAAAUCGAGAAAGCAAUUGGCGUUCUGCCGCUUGAGACACUCUCCGUGCACCCCAUGCGCUCUCUCUACGAAGCAUGCCGUCAAAUGCUAAAGACUCGAGCCCGACGAAUUCCUCUAGUGGAUGUCGACGAUGAGACUGGUCGAGAAAUGGUUGUCAGUGUGAUCACGCAAUACCGGCUGCUAAAAUUCAUAGCGGUUAAUGUCACCGAAACGGAGAUGUUGAAGAAAACUGUCUCGGAAAUUAGUCUCGGCACAUACGGAGACUUGCAGACGGCAAACAUGGAUACCUCAGUGAUCGACGUCAUCCAUAUUAUGGUCAAAUACAGCAUCUCGAGCGUACCAAUUGUCGACGAGGAUAGGCGGGUCCUGAAUGUAUUUGAAGCCGUCGAUGUCAUUUCGGUCAUCAAAGGCGGUGCUUACGACGAACUUACUACAAGUGUUGGAGAAGCGUUGUCGAAGAGAGCAGAGGAUUUCGCAGGAAUCUACACGUGCAGCGAGGAAGAUAGACUAGAUUCGAUUUUUGAUACGAUUCGAAAAUCUAGAGUCCAUCGACUCGUUGUAAUUGAUGACGAGAAUCGUCUUAGGGGGAUCAUUUCACUUUCGGAUAUCCUAAAGUAUGUCCUUCUGUAUGGAGAACUAGACGAAUGAGCACAAAUGGGAUGGAAAUGGGACGAGAUAUCCAAGGAGGCGUUGCAUAGCGAUUUGGCGUACGGAAUGAGAGUCGAGCAUAUCAUGCUGCGAGGCUUAUAGAUCUCUUUCAGUCGCCGUCGAUAAUACCAUUGUUUUUUCAAGGCAAGCAAUUUCUUUUGGGGCGAGUGGGAGAACAUUGUUGCAAGUCAGAUGAAUAAACUUUUGAAAUUGGGUGCCGACACAGAGUGUUAAAGUCAAUACCCUCAAUGUUUGAUGACUGUUGGAACAUUCAAAAAGGAAAAAGUAUGCUGCCGGGAUAUCGUUGGGACAAUCCAUUACCGAACUGGACUUUGAGCACCGGUGGAGUAGUCAUCAUUUCAAGACGUAAGUCAGAAAUGGAAAGUGCUUAUGAGUUGUUGCUGUUUCCUUCUAUCGCAAGUGCGUUGGAGGACCUCCU
Molecule: messenger RNA, 1564 nt
Organism: Hyaloscypha bicolor E
Lineage: Eukaryota; Fungi; Ascomycota; Leotiomycetes; Helotiales; Hyaloscyphaceae
Product: Snf1 protein kinase-like protein complex subunit Snf4
Exons: 4
Coding region: 1-1125 (374 amino acids)
Source: RefSeq, a predicted model, not a curated record